CUCCCACCAACCCUCUGCUCCAAUUGGCCUCCAUCACCUUGCCCUAUCUUGCAUGCUCGCUGACCAUGCAGACAUACUAGGAACUACAUACUCGCGUGCGCUGAAUGCCCGAGCGAACGGCCGAGGCCGAGGCCGAAGGUUCCACAUCGAGCUAUCUCCGUAUUCCCCGUGGCGAUCCCUUCUUCAAACGCCACUCCAACGUGGAUUCGGAUAAGAUUCCGUCAAGAGUUUUAAAGGUUUUGGCGUCUUGGCUUCAAGAGUUGAACCGUUGAAGGUCUAGAUGUCAAGACCCAGGUCAGUGAAGACAGCGGACUAGCAAUCCUUCGCACAUCAGAAAGCUGCUACUGAUGCUUGACUACAAGAGAAAAAAAAGUCUUCAGGAAAGCGUUUGCCAUUUAUUGUCUGGUGGUUCCUGUCCCACGUCGCCCGGAAUUAAAAAAUUCUUGGUACCCCAGCCCUGUGACGUCGGCUUUUUUCAGUGCCUCCUUGCC
This is a messenger RNA of Aspergillus wentii DTO 134E9, 491 nucleotides long. RefSeq lists its product as uncharacterized. The transcript is spliced from 2 exons. Lineage: Eukaryota; Fungi; Ascomycota; Eurotiomycetes; Eurotiales; Aspergillaceae. The record is from RefSeq and is a predicted model, not a curated record. The coding region runs from base 105 to 272 and encodes 55 amino acids.